Molecule: messenger RNA, 3616 nt
Organism: Monodelphis domestica (gray short-tailed opossum)
Lineage: Eukaryota; Metazoa; Chordata; Mammalia; Didelphimorphia; Didelphidae
Product: stanniocalcin-1
Biological process (GO): intracellular calcium ion homeostasis
Cellular component (GO): extracellular region
Molecular function (GO): hormone activity
Source: RefSeq, a predicted model, not a curated record
UCUCGAGCCCCCAGUUUUGUCCAAGCCAGAGGUGCCAGCGCCUCCAGCCUCCGCGCAGUGGCUGCAGCGCCUGUGAGCUCGCCGCCGGCAGCCUGUCCAGCUCCCCGCCUCAGCCUGCAAACGCAUCCAGAUCCACGUCUUCUCUCAAGCCGGGAGAGACCGGGAGGAAAGGAGGGGGGAGGAGGAGGAGGAGAAGGAGGGAAGGGGGGACAGGGGGAAAAACCCGGGCAACUUAGCGGAAACUUCUCAGAGAAUGCUCCACAACUCCGCCGUGCUGCUGGUGCUGGUGAUCGGCGCUUCCGCAGCCACCGAAGCGGAGCAGAAUGACUCGGUGAGCCCCAGGAAGACCCGGGUGGCAGCUCAGAGCUCAGCUGAAGUGAUCCGAUGCCUCAACACUGCUCUGCAGGUGGGCUGUGGGGCUUUUGCGUGCCUGGAAAAUACGACCUGUGACACAGAUGGGAUGUAUGACAUCUGUAAAUCCUUCCUAUACAGUGCUGCGAAAUUUGAUACUCAGGGAAAGGCCUUCGUUAAAGAAAGUCUGAAGUGUAUCGCCAACGGCAUAUCGUCCAAGGUCUUCUUGGCCAUUAGAAGAUGCUCCACCUUCCAGCGGAUGAUCUCAGAUGUACAAGAGGAGUGUUACCGCAAGCUGGACAUCUGCGACGUGGCCAAGAGGAAUCCGGAAGCCAUCACUGAAGUGGUCCAGCUGCCCAGUCACUAUUCCAACAGGUACUAUAACAGACUUGUCCGUAGCCUGUUGGAGUGUGACGAGAGGACGGUGAGCAAAAUCAAGGACAGCCUGAUGGAGAAGAUCGGCCCCAACAUGGCCAGUCUCUUCCAGCUGUUGCAGACGGACCACUGUGCCCAAGCACAGCCCCGGGCCGACUUCAACAGAAGGCGAGUCGCCGAGCCUCAGAAGCUCAAAAUCUUCUUCAAGAGCCUCCGAGGUGAGGGCGCCACCCCCUCCUACACCAAGCGCACUUCGGCCGAGAGCGAGUAACCGAGGCAGGGGCGUGCGGCCCCCCUGCCAAGCUAUUCGUUUUAGGGGAGAUGAUGUGCCCGUCCUGAGUGUACUGUGCCUCCUUUCUCCUUUCAUUCUGUCACCUUUUUCAUUUCAAAGUAGUUCCUAUUUUCUGCCCUCCUUUCCCUCCCACCCCCAAGCCCUUAGAGACAACUGCAUGCAACAAGACUUCUGUGUCCCGUGUCCCACCAUUGCAAAGGCCACGUCCUGAGCAUUGAACAGCCUCUUCCCCGAUGGAGACCGCCCUGGUCCGUGCCCUUCCCCAAACGCCCUCCGACCCCUGCGUCCACCCGUGCUGUCCCCCGUGGAAGGUGUGGAGCCCCCUAGAGUAGUCGUCCCCCGAGGCUUAGAGGCCCGUCUCGCCCACGCCGAGAGAUGCCCAAUGGAGUUCGUUCGUGUUAUGAAUCUGUGCUGGCCAUGGACGAAUAUGAAUGUUGUGCUUUCAGUCUGUGGGUCCCCGGCGACCUUGCUUCCUUCUGUAUUUGGGCUCGAGCCUCAUUCUCCGGCCGGCCCGUCACGUUGUGCAUUUCCAUAGAGAAUCAGACUCCUCUCUCCACGUACUGUAACCGCUCAGAGCUUUAAAAGUCUCUUGAACAAUUGUCUUAAAAACUAGCAUAUCUUAAGGUCUAACUGUGGAAUGUAAAGAGCUGAGGACUUACACCCUGUAAAUAAAUACCAGAGAAGGCUGCUCGCCCGAGCGGCAAGUAAUAAUAACUUUAUUGCCUAGAGAUUUAGCCUCAUGACGUAGCUUUGUUUUUUUCUCUUCUGGGAAUAGUCACUUAUCUCAUGACAAGAAGAUAAAGACGUACUCUUUGUGGCCUUUUCUCCCCUCUUUAAUUGUAACGAAGGGGGCAGACGUAGCUUCCCUCUGCCUCGGAAGCCGAGUUGGGCUCCUCUUAAACUGGGUUGGCAUUUCUGCAGCCUGGGCAAGGAUUCAGCCUCCUCGUUAGACCCCCCUCAGACCUAAGGCUGCUCACUUAAAUCUGGCAAGGAGGCGACUGUCCACCAUACUCGGCGAGGGGAGGCAAACUGGAGCAGUGUGUUCCCCUGUCUUAGCGAUUGUAGCUAUUGGGCAGACCACCCCCGUGGCAAGAGGCUGGUGAGGGCAUGAGACAAGUAGCUCAUCAUUCUCUCUUCUGAAGGGCAAGGGGCUGACAGGGCUCAAAUCAUCCUGAGCCAUCCGGCGUUAAUGGAAGUCUCUGGUCUUUUCCAUCGUCUAUUCGUUAUCACAUCACCGGCCCUCACCAGAUGGCUGACAGGGGAUGGCAUUGUGGCUUUGCAGGGAGAGAAAGAUAGAGAUAAAGAUAUAAAAUCCCCAAACCAGAGCUGAUAGCUUCAUCAGUUUACUCCCAAGGCUUCCGUAUCAUGAGGAACUUCUCGAUCUAUGUCCAGAAAUUUCUCCAGGCCACUGUCCUUGACCACGGCAGUCCUUCCCAGGCAGGGCUGCCCAUAGGUCAGGCCUUCGAAACUUGCUUAUUGGUGCUUCAUUCUCCCUGAAAUAGAUGCAGGAGCUGACCCCAUCUGAUAGAUUCCCAAAGAGAGAAGGGACAAGGGCAGAAGAGCUCUCUAGCAAAAGAGAAAGCAAUACAACCAACCUUACCACAAAGCCUUUAAACUAAUCACUUGCUGCCAAGGUACCCAAAGCAGCCGUGUGAAUGUUGCUGCCCCUCCUCCUCCCCCCAGCCUGCUUCCCCCAAUCCCCCAUGAAGCCCAUCCUUGGGGCACUCGGCAAUGAGCUGAGCCUGUUGACCAGAAGGGUCACCUCCAGCUCUCCACUCCCAAAGAAAUGGGCACUGCGUCAUCUUUUUUGGACAUUGGGUGAACCAUAGUCUGGGUCCCCCUUGAUCAGGUAGGGUCGACUUCUCUAAACAAGAAAAGCUAAUGGCUCGUGUGUCCAUAUCCACACUAGCCAUCCCACUGAGCUAGGAUCCCAAUGGGACAAUUGGGAUUUAGUGAAAUCACCGGGGAAUGUCUUACAUCAGUCAUGGGAAUUCUUUCUUUUUGCUGUGGUUCCUUCACACCCCCUCUAAAAAAAAAUAUAUAUAUAUAUAUAUAUGCAUAUAUGUAUAUAUGUGUGUAUAUAUGUAUAUAUACAUAUGUGUACAUAUAUAAUUUAUGUAUUUAUGGAAAGAAGCAAUUCUUAUGUAUCAAUUUUCUUUUUUUGCUUCUCCCCUCUGUUCUUGCUCCUCCCCGUCUCCUCCAUACCUACUGUUCCAAAGUUUUUGUCUUGCAUUCCCUGCCCAGAGUGAUUUGAGGGCAGAUCUCAACCUGUCUGCAUGAUUCUUCUCUUGUGAUCUGGUUGCACUUUAGAAAAUUUUGUGCCAUUAUAUUUACAUUAAUGUAUUUAUAAUUUAAAUAUUUAGGGGGUUGGGGCUGAGUACUGGAAUAAACAGUGAGCAUAUCUGGCAUAUGUCAUUAUUUAUUGUUGAAUUACAUUUUAAGCUCCAUGUGCAUAUAAAGGUUAUUAAAACAUAUCAUGGUAAUGAGAGAUGCAAGUUAUUUUCUUUGCUUAUUUUUAUAAUUAAAAGAUACCAUAGCCUAAUAUGAAGUGAAUUCCUUCUGAGACAAAAAAAAAUAAAGUGUUAAGUUUUAUUUGUU